Messenger RNA from Mus caroli (Ryukyu mouse), 1833 nucleotides. RefSeq names its product bone morphogenetic protein 4 (gene Bmp4). Gene Ontology annotation, molecular function: growth factor activity; cytokine activity. The record is from RefSeq and is a predicted model, not a curated record. Gene Ontology annotation, cellular component: extracellular region. NCBI's taxonomy places the organism in Eukaryota, Metazoa, Chordata, Mammalia, Rodentia, Muridae.
GGAGGAGGGAAGAAGGGAGGGGCCGUUGGGGGGAAAGACUCGGGAGGAAGGGAAGAAAGAGAGGGAGGGAAAAGAGAAGGAAGGAGUAGAUGUGAGAGGGUGGUGCUGGAGGGUGGGAAGGCAAGAGCGCGAGGCCUGGCCCGGAAGCUAGGUGAGUUCGGCAUCCGAGCUGAGAGACCCCAGCCUAAGACGCCGCUGCAACCCAGACUGAGUAUCUGGUCUCCGUCCCUGAUGGGAUUCUCGUCCAAACCGUCUUGGAGCCUGCAGCGAUCCAGUCUCUGGCCCUCGACCAGGUUCAUUGCAGCUGUCUAGAGGUCCCCAGGAGCAGCUGCUGGCGAGCCCGCUUCUGCAGGAACCAAUGGAGCCAUUCCGUAGUGCCAUUCCGAGCGACGCACUGCCGCAGCUUCUCUGAGCCUUUCCAGCAAGUUUGUUCAAGAUUGGCUCCCAAGAAUCAUGGACUGUUAUUAUAUGCCUUGUUUUCUGUCAAGACACCAUGAUUCCUGGUAACCGAAUGCUGAUGGUCGUUUUAUUAUGCCAAGUCCUGCUAGGAGGCGCGAGCCAUGCUAGUUUGAUACCUGAGACCGGGAAGAAAAAAGUCGCCGAGAUUCAGGGCCACGCGGGAGGACGCCGCUCAGGGCAGAGCCAUGAGCUCCUGCGGGACUUCGAGGCGACACUUCUACAGAUGUUUGGGUUGCGCCGCCGUCCGCAGCCUAGCAAGAGCGCCAUCAUUCCGGAUUACAUGAGGGAUCUUUACCGGCUCCAGUCUGGGGAGGAGGAGGAGGAAGAGCAGAGCCAGGGAACCGGGCUUGAGUACCCGGAGCGUCCCGCCAGCCGAGCCAACACUGUGAGGAGUUUCCAUCACGAAGAACAUCUGGAGAACAUCCCAGGGACCAGUGAGAGCUCUGCUUUUCGUUUCCUCUUCAACCUCAGCAGCAUCCCAGAGAAUGAGGUGAUCUCCUCGGCAGAGCUCCGGCUCUUUCGGGAGCAGGUGGACCAGGGCCCUGACUGGGAACAGGGCUUCCACCGUAUAAACAUUUAUGAGGUUAUGAAGCCCCCAGCAGAAAUGGUUCCCGGACACCUCAUCACACGACUACUGGACACCAGACUAGUCCAUCACAAUGUGACACGGUGGGAAACUUUCGAUGUGAGCCCUGCAGUCCUUCGCUGGACCCGGGAAAAGCAACCCAAUUAUGGGCUGGCCAUUGAGGUGACUCACCUCCACCAGACACGGACCCACCAGGGCCAGCACGUCAGAAUCAGCCGAUCGUUACCUCAAGGGAGUGGAGAUUGGGCCCAACUCCGGCCCCUCCUGGUCACUUUUGGCCAUGAUGGCCGAGGCCAUACCUUGACCCGCAGGAGGGCCAAACGUAGUCCCAAGCAUCACCCACAGCGGUCCAGGAAGAAGAAUAAGAACUGCCGUCGCCAUUCACUCUACGUGGACUUCAGUGACGUGGGCUGGAAUGAUUGGAUUGUGGCCCCACCCGGCUACCAGGCCUUCUACUGCCACGGGGACUGUCCCUUUCCACUGGCUGAUCACCUCAACUCAACCAACCAUGCCAUUGUGCAGACCCUAGUCAACUCUGUUAAUUCUAGCAUCCCUAAGGCCUGUUGCGUCCCCACUGAACUGAGUGCCAUUUCCAUGUUGUACCUGGAUGAGUACGACAAGGUGGUGUUGAAAAAUUAUCAGGAAAUGGUGGUAGAAGGGUGUGGAUGCCGCUGAGAUCAGGCAGCCCGGAGGGCAGACACACACACACACACACACACACACAUGUUCCCAUUCAACCACCUACACAUACCACACAAACUGCUUCCCUAUAGCUGGACUUUUAUCUU